AUGCUUGCUGUCCUUGCUCUGCCCCUUUUGCUCGCGGCGUGCGCUGAAGCCGCCCUCGGCCCCAAGGCCGAGCUCAUCAUCUCCAAUGCUCAACACGCACCUGAUGGCUUCACGCAUGACACCAUCGUAGUGAACAAUCAAUUCCCGGCUCCCCUUCUGACUGCAAAGAUGGGGGAUAACAUCGACUGGAAAGUCUUGAAUCUUCUCUCAGAUACAGACUUUGGCACCCCUACCUCGGUCCACUGGCACGGUCUCUUUCAGCACGGCUCGGCCUACGCAGAUGGGCCUGCCUUUGUGACGCAGUGUCCGAUCGUGCCGUAUGAGUCGUUUGACUACAAGUUCUCUGUGCCCGGUCAGGCAGGAACGUACUGGUAUCACAGCCAUUACAAGCUGCAGUACUGCCAGGGUCUGCGCGGACCCAUCGUGAUAUAUGACCCGAAUGACCCGCAGAAGCACCUCUACGAUGUCGAUAACGAGGGCACUGUGAUCACUCUCGCCGACUGGUAUCACACUACCCAACUUGGGCCCCCUCCGCAUACAGCAGACUCAGUACUGAUCAACGGGAAAGGGCGCUACGCUGGCAACCUCACCGCGCCUCUUGCCGUCGUGAACGUCAAGCAUGGCCUUCGCUACCGGUUCCGUUUGGUAUCCAUGGCUUGCGACGCGAACUUCGUCUUCAGUAUCGACGGCCACUCAUUCGCCGUGAUCGAGGCCGAUGGUGUGGCUCAUCAACCACUUCCAGUCGACUCCGUACAGAUCUUUGCCGGUCAGCGUUACUCGCUUGUUAUGGCAGCAAACCAGCCCCCGUCCAACUACUGGAUACGCUCCAAGCCCGAUAACGCUCGGAAUACGACGUUCACUAGCGGUUUGAACUCGGCCAUCCUUCGUUACGCCGGUGCUCCUGUCGCGGAACCAUCAUCGGUGCAGCCCAAUCUCACGCAACCACUAGUUGAGCAGAACCUUCACCCGCUCACUGAUGCUGCUGCGCCCGGCGCCCCAUACCCCGGAGGCGCGGACGUUUCAUUGUUGCUUAAUGUUACCUAUAACGGGACCGUCUUCUUGACGAAUGGGACUACGUAUCAAUCGCCGUCGGUACCCGUCCUGCUCCAGGUACUCAAUGGCGCCAACGCGAGUUCUCUUCUCCCGUCUGGUUUGGUGUACCAGCUGCCGAGGAACAAGGUCAUCGAGCUGGUGAUCCCUGGCGGCGUGAUUGCCGGACCGCAUCCCGUCCACAUACACGGCCACGCCUUCUCCGUCGUGCGCAGCGCUGGCAACUCGACCUAUAACUUCGUGAACCCUCCCAAACGGGACGUCGUGAGCAUCGGGUCAUCUGCAACCGACCGUACUACAAUUCGUUUCGUUACGGACAACCCGGGCCCGUGGUUCUUCCAUUGCCAUAUCGACUUUCACCUUGCUGAAGGUUUCGCGGCCGUCUUUGUUGAAGACCAACCCGAUAUCAAGGCCGUAGAUAAGCCGACUAAAGAAUGGGAUACACUCUGCCCCGCCUACAAUUUCUACGCUCAAACUCACAAUCUUACCACAGCUUCUGGUUGA
Peniophora sp. CBMAI 1063 is the source of this 1554-nucleotide messenger RNA. Lineage: Eukaryota; Fungi; Basidiomycota; Agaricomycetes; Russulales; Peniophoraceae. The record is from the annotation of a GenBank genome assembly.